Molecule: messenger RNA, 1376 nt
Organism: Gallus gallus (chicken)
Lineage: Eukaryota; Metazoa; Chordata; Aves; Galliformes; Phasianidae
Product: outer dense fiber protein 3-like
Exons: 8
Coding region: 422-946 (174 amino acids)
Cellular component (GO): cytoskeleton
Source: RefSeq, a predicted model, not a curated record
GGAAGCCAGAAAGUCGUGGAGGAGGCGGUGACGGUGACGCUGACCGAGCCUCAGGAGCCCCGGGCGGCACGUGGCUAGAAGUGAGAGCUCAGUCCAUCUGCAGGUGUCCGGCAGCGUGCGCUACGGCUUUGUACUGGUUGGGGUGCGAGGCCGAAAGGCGUGGCGGGCGUGGCUCCAGGCCAGCCAGGAGAUGUCACAGCACAGAUGACAUCACCCGGAGCCCGUGUGCUGUCACAAUGCAUUGCCAUGACGACGCCGGGCCCUCCCCAAGGACAGCUGGCCGCUGGCUCCAGGCGCCUCAUUUGUGAGCUGUGCUGCCCGCAGCCGCUCGCCGUGCCCUGUGCCUGAGAGCAGCCCCAGCAGCAGACUAGCUCAGCCUCAUCGCGCUCGUCCUCCAAGGCUCAGAGAGGUUUGGAGGCACAUGCCUGCCAGCAUGGACGGAGCCUGGGUGGGGACCUGGAGACCUCAUCGCCCACGCGGCCUCAUCUCGGCCCAGUUCCCCAGCCCCGGGCCCCAGUACUCCAUCCCGGGGACAACAGGUUAUGUGGGCCACAGCCCCACCAAAGCCCGUGCCCCCGCCUACACGUUUAGAGGGACCAAACCGCCUGCGGCAGGGAGCUGCGGGCCAGGUCCCUGCUACUUUGUGGAGCCCGCCAUCACCAGGAACGGGAAGUACGUGGCUCCGGGCGCCCAGCUCCGGGGACGACCCGCGACGAAGACCACCGUCACUCCCGGACCAAGUGACUACCGCACCGAGGCAGCCAACAGGCACGUCUUCAAGUGCCCACCGGUGCAGUCCAUGGCCUUCCGGCGGGAGCCCCUCCGGACAGACCACCCUCCAGGUCCUGGCACCUACACGCUGCCCAGGCUGAUGGGCCCAACACAGUCUACACAUCGGCCAGCCCUGCUACUCUGUGAGGGGAAGGAGCCAGCGAGGUCGGUUUGACGAAGACCUUGCCAAGACUCCGGGUCCUGCGGCGCUCCCCAAAGUGCCUGUGGAUGCCUACAAGACCAGGGCGCCCGCGUACACGAUGGCAGCCCGACCAAAAGCUGGAGAGGGCAAAGCAGCGAAGCCCGGGCCGGCAGACUACAGCGUAGGCCGGGUGACGCUGAUCAAGCCCCAGGCGCCUGCAUCCACGUUUGGAAUCCGGCAUUCCCUCUACACAACCCCUCUCAUCGUGGAGUGAAACAACAAAGCCUGGAAGGCCUGGUUUCCUUUCCUGGAACGGAAGGGGAGGGGAAGAGAGAGCGACCAUCUGCCGGUUUCCCUUUGAUUCCAUUUCCCUGCCUCGUGCCUCGGGUUGGGCUUUUGCCCAUUUUACUGUUGGAUGCUAGCAAUAGGAGUAAGUCGUUAAUAAAAUGUACCUUUAUGUAUA